Mercenaria mercenaria is the source of this 19982-nucleotide messenger RNA. Its product is annotated as testis-expressed protein 2-like. The transcript has 8 exons. NCBI's taxonomy places the organism in Eukaryota, Metazoa, Mollusca, Bivalvia, Venerida, Veneridae. The coding region runs from base 84 to 2960 and encodes 958 amino acids. Gene Ontology annotation, cellular component: endoplasmic reticulum. Gene Ontology annotation, molecular function: lipid binding. The record is from RefSeq and is a predicted model, not a curated record.
UGAAACAGGAAGUGGGACUUCCACAGAGAGAACACACAGGAUGCGCCAGUUUUUUGAGAAAGUCUAAGGAAGUGAAGAGAUGUAUGUAUGUUCAGCAUUAUGUCAUAAAGGAAACUGAAUACAAAAUGAGCAAGAAGACCUCACCCCCACCUAGACCUCCCGCCCCUAAGGUAGGUGGUGGCAGCAUGAGCUUCAGCUUUAAAGCUCUUGAAGAGGAGGAUGAAGAAGAGCUCACAUUCGUAACGGGACGAAAGUUUGACAAGCAAGUGCAUGAGGAAAAGGAGCGACAUGCACGUUCUCUGGAAAGGGAAAGGUCAGUGUCAAAAUCUCCUGAAACCAGGCCAACUAUAGAGGAGCACAUGGAAAAAUCUCCAUCCAUAAAAAGUCAGAAUUCCUUUGAAAAACUUAAAGACUUUAAAGAUAAAAUUCAAUCAGAAAUCCAAAAGAAGAAAGAUGAAAUGUUUACUGAUUCUACAGUAAGUAGUCCAGCUACUAAAGAUAAGCAAAGGGUAACUGUUAUAAAAGAGAAAACUCUUCCACUUGGAAAUAUGCCAGAAACAGUGAGGGGUGAGGUGGAAAGCUUUGAAGAGUCUGGAGAAUUUGAGAGUGUGAAUGAACAAGAUACUAAUGAUGAUACAGAUUUCUUUGAGACUAAGUCAGAUGAAAAAGAUGAUUCAGCUCCCUUCGCUGAUGCAGAGCUUGAUGACCAUUUAGAAAUCAAUGAAGAAUAUUUUAAAUCAACUGAAGAAGAUUUUUCAGAUCUUCCCGGUGUUGUGCCAAUGGUGAGACAAAGAAAACGCUUCCAAAAACAUAGAAAAAUAAAACCAGUUGUUCCAGUUGCACCAGUGUCGAUGGUAAAACUUAGUCAGAAAGUACCAGAAGAUGAAAUUGUUCCCAGUAAGUUAGCUUCUGCCCAGAAUCAAAAUGAUAAAAAAGACGAAGUAAAUUCUGACAUCAAUGCAGAGUCCGGGAUAAAUAUCCAUGGAACAAAAGUUCAAAUGAAGUCAGUUUUUGGAGGUGUUAUCAUUCUCUUCCUAUUUUUUAUUAUUCCUUUGCCGUCCUAUUUAAGUGGAAUGGUUAUUGGGAUGGUUUUAAGUUCGGCUGGCUGGAUGCUGUAUCUUUGGGUGAACAAACCAGCCAAACCAAGGGAGCCUAUUCCAGAGGAUCCUCCUCUUGACAAGUUGCCUCCCAUGCUGGUACCAGAAAUGAAGGAACCCAAAGGAGAGGAUUGUGUUUACAAGGGUUGGAUGAAUGAAAUUCUAGAUUAUCAGCCAGAGACUUACUCAAUCAACAACACACAUUCCGUUUACGUUCAUUUGGAUGGCACAACCCUUAGACUACGCAGACCUAAGGUCAAUAUGCCAAGACGUGCUAUGUGGGAUGAGCCAAGCAGCAACCCGCAGUUCAUUCAUCAAAGGCAUUAUGAUAUUGUUGGAAGUAAAGUGCUGUUGCUGCCAUCAGGACUUGUGAAAAAAAGACUUUGGAGCAAAAAAUAUCCUCUUUGUAUAGCUCUUGCAAAUGAUGGCAAGAAGCAGAGUGUAAAGCCAGAGACCAGUUCUGUAUCUGGCAGUAAUGGGAACCAGUCAGCAGGAAAAUUGAGUACCAGUAAUAGUGCUGAUUCAGUCCAAGGAUUUGAAAUGGUCAAUGAACAGAAGUGCGAUUCUUCUGUUCUAUUCUUGUUUGCAAGAACUUGCCGUGAAAAAGAACAAUGGUAUAGACGUCUUGUAGCUGCUACUAAUGGAACGCCAUUGAAAAAUCACAUUCGAGAGGUUAAAAGAUUAAUAGAAAGUUCUAAAUCUUCCAGUUAUAAGCGUUCAAGUAGCACAGAUAGUUUAAGACACAAAAGUCAAAACUCAUCAGAUUCAAUUUCAUCUAUCAGCACUACAGCAUCUAAUGUUGACGACUCUGGUGAAACAGAUCUCAAGAACUUUGUGAUGUAUAUGUCCAGGUUAAUUCCCCGUGAUAAAGACAGCAGUCUCCCUUCAAGUCCUGUCCAUGGCGUUAGCGGAAAGGAUAAAGACAUGAAACAUAGUGAUUCAAAAUCAAGUAUUGCUGGAAGCCCUGGCUCAAAGGGUGUUGUUUGUGAACCAGUUUUACUUCCCCUUAAUGCUCUUCUUGCAAGAUGUUUCUGGGAUUUCCUUGGGGACCAGUAUUGGGCCAACAAAGUCAAGGAAAAAUUGCAGAAAAAGCUGUCUAAAAUUCAUAUUCCAUAUUUCAUUGAAGAAUUACAGAUCGGUGAGAUCUCUCUCGGAUCCGAGGUUCCUGUGAUACGCCGUGCAAAUAAACCAUACCUUGACGAGAAUGGUUUCUGGAUUGACGUAGAUGUCACUUACAGCGGAAAGUUCAAAAUGACGAUAGAGACCAAAGUGAACCUGCUAAAGCUGAAAAGCCCGGCAGCAUCUAACACUGAAAGUAAAAAGACUAAAAGGUCAGCCAUAACAGACAGUGAGGAGGAAGACAGUGCUGAAUCUUCUACAGAUGAGGAGGAUGAACCAACUAACCUUGCUGAUGAUGGAUCAGGUCAGUCUGGUGGAACUGGUAAGAAAAUUAUGAAGUAUAUCAACAAGAUUGCUGCAUCUAAAUAUUUCCAAAGUGCAACAGAGAACAAAUACAUCAAGAAAGCAAUGACAGGGGUCUCCAACACACCUCUCAUUCUCACUGUGGAGGUACAGAAGCUGAGUGGAACACUUGCUGUGAAUAUACCACCUCCACCAUCAGAUAGACUGUGGUAUGGUUUCCGUGGUAAUCCACAGCUAUGGCUAGUUGCUAAACCAAAGGUUGGUGAAAGGGAGGUAACAAUGAGUCAUAUUACAGACUGGAUUGAGAAAAAACUGGCUAUGGAGUUUCAGCAUGUGUUUGUGAUGCCAAACAUGGAUGACCUUGUAAUUCCUAUUCUAAUGCCUGGUGUUGAAGUUGACGCUGCCACUACAGAUGUACCACAUUCCGAGAAUGACUUCUGAAUUUGAAUAAGCAUUUUAUACAAUAUUCAACAUUCAAGUUCAUUAUACCCCCACAAAACGAAGUUUGAGGGGGGUAUAUAGGAGUGAGCUUGUCGGUCGGUCCGUUGGUUUUCAUGGUUUCCGGACGAUAACUCAUGAAAGGCAUGACCGAUUUAAAUAAUUUUUGGUACACAGGUAUAACAUCAGAAAAUACAGGUCAGGUUCGACUUCGGGGUUAGUAGGUCAAAGGUCAAGGUCACAGUGACUCGGAACAGUUAACGGUUUCCGGAUGAUAACUUGAGAAUGCUUGUGUCUAGGAUCAUGAUUUUUUGUACACAGGUGUAACAUGAUAAAAUACAGGUCAGGUUCAACUUUGGGGUUGGUAGGUCAAAGGUCAAGGUCACAGUGACUCGUAACAGUUAUACGGUUUCUGGUUGAUAACUUGAGAACUCUUUGAUCUAGGAUCAUAAUUUUUUGUACACGGGUGUAACAUGAUAAAAUACAUGUCAGGUUCGACUUUGAAGUUAGAAGGUCAAAGGUCAAGGUCACAAUGACACGAAACAGAUAAACAGUUUCCGGAUGAUAACUUGAGAACGCUUGUGCCUAGGAUCAUGAAAAUUGAUAAGGAGUUUGGUUAUGACCAGCAGAUGACCCCUUAGGAUUUUGAGGUCAGUAGGUCACAGGUCAAGGUCACAGUGACCUGGAACAUUUAAAAUGGUUUUCGGACAAUAACUUAGAAUACUUUGGACUAGGAUCACGAAACUUUAUAGUGAGAUUGGUUAUGACCAGCAGAUGACCCUUAUCAAUUUUGAGUUCCAAAGGGUCAAAGUGACCCAGAACAUUUAAACAUUUUCCAGACAGUAACUUGAGAACGCUUGGGCCGAGGAUCAUGAAACUUAAUAGGGAGGUUGAUCAUGACCAGCAGAUGACCUGUAUUGAUUUUGAGGUCAGUAGGUCAGAGGUCAAGCAAGUUCGGCUUUAACAUUGGCUUAAUUCUGUGACAAGGCUAUAUUGUGGGGGUAUAAUUCCUCACUCCUGUGACAACUCUAGUUUUAUUUUGCUUAAAAUGCAGUGAAACUGACAAAAAAGAUAUGUUUCAGUCGUUAAAAGUUAUCCCCCAUUUGAUUUUGAAAGGAACAAAGUUGUUCACCAUUUGAUUUUGAAAGUUACAAAAGUUUUAAAUUCGUGUGCAUGAAAUUUUGUGGUUUUGGUCAAAUCAGCAAUUACGUGGGGAUGUGAAUUCGUGGAUUUCAACUUUAGAACAAAAUGAAUUUGAAUUUUAUUUGUUCUUUGGGAUUAAAUUUCGUAUAUUGACUCAACCACGAAAUCCACAAAAUUAGUCCCCCACAAAUAUUAAUGAUUUCACAGUAUUGUAAAUGCAUGAGUAAAGAAAAAGUGUACUUUACAUAAAAUCAUGGCUACUCACAGAUCAGGCUCGCAAUAAUUUGUAUAAAUUUUUGAUAUGUGAUAAACAUUUGCUGUGGUGCAUAUUUUUUUUUGAAAUGUUAAGAGAUAUAUAUUUAUCAUUAGUUAAUUUAAUUUAUUUGAAUUUAUUUACUUGUGUGUUAGAGACUGCUUAAAGUUUUGUUAUGUUCAUUUUUUUUUUUUUUUUUUUUUUUUUUUUUUUUUGAAAAUAGAUAUUUUUUCUCAAAGCAGAAAAAUUAGUUGCUCAAAUAUUUCUGAUAUAUUGCAUUUCAAUCUUCAAAAUUACGCAUAGCAAUGUAUGGCUAUCAAGAAUUUUCACUUGAUACAAUAGAACUGCCCUAACGUUAAAUGGAAAUGUUAUUUAGACAAAUUUUUGUGAAAUGUUUAAUUGAUCUUUAAUGAAGUUUGUUUGCAAAAUGCCCUACAGAAUAGCAUAUGCUUCUUGAAUACUUAACAGAGUCAGUAUGUAAAAAAACAAAUCAUUCUGACAGACAGCUAGGGUAAAGUAUGUUCAGUUACACAGACAUAUUAAUGCCUUAGUUUGCUUGCUCAGGCCUUGUGUUUAUAUGUUGUUCCUGAAUGUUUCAUAAGGUUGUUAUUUAUGUGCCUACCCAUGUGUUAAAUAAUGCUGUAAGGGCAACCAUAUUCUUCCUCUAGCAUAAAAGCUUGAUUCACUUGCCCCUUACAGCUGUGGGUUCAAAACCACAGUGAGUUUGAAAAACUUCUUCAUGUGAGAAAGCCAUACAGCUAGUUAUGGAAGGUCAGUGGUUCCACCUUAGUGCCCACCCAUGCCUGAAGUAUUGCAUAAAGGGACACCUGGGUUUUUUUUCUCCAUAAAAGGCUAGAAAGUAACAAUAUUAGCAGUGAUCAUGUGGGUGUGAUGGUAAACCUUUUAAAUGAAAAAAAAAACUGUAUUAUAUUUGUCAUAUCCUGUAUUUUGCUAUACUGAUAAAUAUUUUUCCAUUGUAAUUUUGUAGCAUUAUUCAUAUUUAUUUUGUUUAAUGCUUAUUUGUUGUUUGUUUAUGGUAUACAAAGUGUAGUAUUGUUUGAAUGUGUUAUCAUUCAUCUAUGAAAACUGAGGACAUAGUAUUAAAUAGGGGCCUCCGUGGCCGAGUGGUUAAGGUCCCUGACUUACAGUCACUUGCCCCACACCAAUGUGGGUUCGAGCCUCACACGGGGCGUUGAAUUCUUCAUGUGAGGAAGCCAUCCAGCUGGCUUACAGAAGGUCGGUGGUUCUACCCAGGUGCCCGCUUGUGAUGAAAUAUUGCACGGAGAGGCAUCCGGGGUCUUCCUCCACCAUCAAAGCUGGAAAGGGGCCAUAUAACCUAUACUUGUGUUGGUGCGACAUUUAACCCAACAAAAAAAAGUAUUAAAUAUGUUUCAGUAAAAACAAUUUGAUUUUGGUCUUUUCAUACUAAGGGUAAUUCUUUGAGUAUGUUAUGGGAAACACAUUUAGUGUAGCCAAUAAGUUUUUAUAAUGUAAGGCUAGCAUCAAUAAAGGUUAAUAGGAGUUUUAUGUAUAUUGUAGCUUGUGUACUUUAUUGUGCAAUAAGUAUAGGCUUGGUCUUCCAUGUCUUGUCAAAAUUGCUAAUUGUAAUAGUGUACUUUUGGGACCAGUUUGAUCAAAGCUGGCCUUAUAUAUUUUUAUGUAGCCAAGGGUUGCAUCAUUCUGUUCUUUCUUGAUUAUAUCCGUUGUAUAAUAAGUAAAUACAUAGUCAUUUUGUCCCUUGUUUUACAAAUUUAUUAUUCACACUCCAGUUACAAUCCCUUUUUAUCAAGUAGCAUGUCCUACUUCGUGUUAUUCUGUCUUCUAUUUAUAAACCCCAUACCAUUUGAGAACAAAUACAUCAGUAAAGUCAGUACAACAGGCAACAACACAGCCUCAUCACAAUGCCACCAUGCUUAGCUUGGACUCUUUUUCAUGCAAACUAUCACAGAAUUGAACUAUCUGGUUAUCAGGAAAUGUUUUUAAUGCUUUUAAACUCUCGUUUCAAUCUUAAUUUUACACCUAGCAUGCAAUUUGCUUUUAUUUCACUGUCUCACUACCUACUGGGAACUUUCACAGUAGUAUUUCAAUAUUUCCUUUCACAAAUCAGGCAUGCGCUCCUAACAGAAUGACUCCUGACAGUACAGAUAGAUAGGUUACAUAUCCUGCACAUCUACCUUCUGUUUACAUUCCCAUACCAUCUACCUUCUGUUUACACUCCCGUACCAUGUAGUAACAUAUACUGAUGACUUUUCCUGUUGUCACAUACAGACUUGAGACCUCUAGUCUGCCUUACAUUGGUUGAAGUAUUAUAACAUCAUAAUAAUUUUGCUGACACUUUUUGACCCAUUGACAUAAAAUGAUCAGGCUUGUUUAUCAAAAAGGAAGUUUUCUUUUUACUUUUUAGCUCACCUGAGCCAAAAGCUCAUGGUGAGCUAUUGUGACCACUCAAUGUCCGGCAUGCGUCGUCUGUCCGUCAACAUUUCCUAAAAAAAUCUUCUUGAAAACCACUGGGCAGAAUUACACCAAACUUCACAGGAAUGAUCCCUGGGUGGCCCCCUUUUAAAAUUGUUCAAAGAAUUGAAUUCCAUGCAGAACUCUGGUUGCCAUGGCAACCGAAAGGAAAAACUUUAAAAAUCUUCUUGUCCAAAUCCACAGGGCCUAGGGCUAUGAUAUCUGGUGGGUAGCAUCAUCUAGUGGUCUUCUACCAAAAUGUUCAAAUUAUCCCCCUAGGGUCAAAUAUGGCCCCGCCCCGGGGGUCACAUGAUUUAUAUAGUGUUAUAUAGGGAAAACUUUGAAAAUCUUCUUGUACAGAACCACAUGGCCUAGGGCUUUGAUAUUUGGAAUGUAGCAUCAUCUGGUGGUCCUCAACCAAGUUUGUUCAAAUUAUUCCCCUAGGGUCAAAUAUGGCCCGGCCCCGGGGGUCACAAUCAUGGUUUAUAUAGAAUUAUAUAGGGAAAACUUUGAAAAUCUUCUUGUACAAAACCACAUGGCCUAGGGCUUUGAUAUCUGGUGUGUAGCAUCAUCUAGUGGUCCUCUACCAAGAUUGUUCAAAUUAUCCCCCUAGGGUCAAAUAUGGCCCUGCCCCGGGGGUCACAUGGUUUAUAAAGUGUUAUAUAGUGAAAACUUUGAAAAUCUUCUUGUACAAAACCACAUGGCCUAGGGCUUUGAUAUUUGUUAUGUAGCAUCAUCUAGUGGUCCUCUACCAAGAUUGUUUAAAUUAUCCCCCUAGGGUCAAAUAUGUCCCGCCCCGGGGGUCACACGGUUUAUAUAGAGUUAUAUACGGAAAACUUUGAAAAUCUUCUUGUACAAAACCACAUGGCCUAGGGCUUUGAUAUUUGGUAUGUAGCAUCAUCUAUUGGUCCUCUACCAAGAUGAUUUAAAUUAUCCCCCUAGGGUCAAAUAUGGCCCCGCCCCAGGGGUCACAUGGUUUAUAUAGCGUUAUAUAGGGAAAACUUUGAAAAAUCUUCUUGUCCAAAACCACAUGGCCUAGGGCUUUGAUAUCUUGUGUGUAGCAUCAUCUAGUAGUCCUCUACCAAAAUUGUUCAAAUUAUCCCCGUAGGGUCAAAUAUGGCCCCUCCCCGGGUGUCACAUGGUUUAUAUAGACUUAUAUAGGGAAAACUUUGAAAAUCUUCUUGUACAAAACCACAAGGCCUAGGGCUUUGAUAUUUGGUAUGUAGCAUCAUCUAGUGGUCCUCUACCAAGAUUGUUCAAAUUAUCCCCCAAGGGUCAAAUAUGGCCCUGCCCCGGGGGUCACAUGGUUUAUAUAGAGUUAUAUAGGGAAAACUUUGAAAAUCUUCUUGUACACAACCACAAGUCCUAGGGCUUUGAUAUUUGGUAUGUAGCAUCAUCUAGUGGUCCUCUACCAAAAUUGUUCAAAUUAUCCCCCUAGGGUCAAAUAUGGCCCUGCCCCGGGGGUCACGUGGUUUAUAUAGACUUAUAUAGGGAAAACUUUGAAAAUCUUCUUGUACAAAACCACAAGGCCUAGGGCUUUGAUAUUUGGUAUGUAGCAUCAUCUAUUGGUCCUCUACCAAGAUUGUUCAAAUUAUUCCCCUAGGGUCAAAUAUGGCCCUGCCCCGGGGGUCACAUGGUUUAUAUAGUGUUAUAUAGGGAAAACUUUGAAAAUCUUCUUGUCCAAAACCACAUGGCCUAGGGCUUUGUUAUCUGGUUUGUAGCAUCAUCUAGUGGUCCUCUACCAAAAUUAUUCAAAUUAUCCCCCUAGGGUCAAAUAUGGCCCCGCCCCAGGGGUCACAUGGUUUAUAUAGCGUUAUAUAGGGAAAACUUUGAAAAAUCUUCUUGUCCAAAACCACAUGGCCUAGGGCUUUGAUAUCUGGUGUGUAGCAUCAUCUAGUGGUCCUCUACCAAAAUUGUUCAAAUUAUCCCCCUAGGGUCAAAUAUGGCCCCUCCCCGGGUGUCACAUGGUUUAUAUAGACUUAUAUAGGGAAAACUUUGAAAAUCUUCUUGUACAAAACCACAAGGCCUAGGGCUUUGAUAUUUGGUAUGUAGCAUCAUCUAGUGGUCCUCUACCAAGAUUGUUCAAAUUAUCCCCCAAGGGUCAAAUAUGGCCCUGCCCCGGGGGUCACAUGGUUUAUAUAGAGUUAUAUAGGGAAAACUUUGAAAAUCUUCUUGUACACAACCACAAGUCCUAGGGCUUUGAUAUUUGGUAUGUAGCAUCAUCUAGUGGUCCUCUACCAAACUGUUCAAAUUAUCCCCCUAGGGUCAAAUAUGGCCCUGCCCCGGGGGUCACCUGGUUUAUAUAGAGUUAUAUAUACAGAAAACUUUGAAAAUCUUCUUGUCCAAAACCACAAGGCCUAGGGCUUUGAUAUUUGGUAUGUAGCAUCAUCUAGUGGUCCUCUACCAAGAUUGUCCAAAUUGUCCACCUAGGAUCAAAUAUGGCCCCGCCCCUGGGGUUGCAAGUUUUACAUAGACUUAUAUAGGAAAAAAAGUUUAAAAAUCUUCUUAUCUGAAACCACAACUUUUAGACCUUUGAUAUUUGGCUUGUAGCAUUGUCUUAUGGUCCUCAACCAAAAUUGUUCAAAUUGUACCCCUGGGGUGAAACGAGGCCCUGCCCUAGGGGUCCCAAGUUUUAUAUAGACUUACAUAGGAAAAAGCUUUAAAAAUCUUCUCGUCAGAAACCAUACAACCUAGGCUUUUGAUAUUUGGUAUGAUGCAUUGUCUAGAAGUCCUCUACCAAAAUUAUUCAAAUUAUGCCCCUGGGGUUUAAAGAGGCCUUGCCUUUGGGUCACUGAGUUAUUAUGUGAGUUAUAUAGGAAAAUUUCUUAAAAAUCAUCUGAUCCUAUUUCCAACACUAUUUAAUUAUAAUUACCUGAUGACCCCAAGUAAUAUGAUGUCACUUGAUUGUGACCUUGACCUAAAGACCUACUUUCUUGUUUUUUAAGAUAAAGCCUUGAAAUAUUGAUGACUUACACAGUUUUGCACACAAAUCGUAAAACUGAAUUUCAUUGACCAUGAAUGUGACCUGCUGACUUUCUUAAUAUUUUAUCAUCAGUUUGACAUUUGAAACAUGUAGCUCAUAUUACUCAGGUGAGCGAUCCAGGGUCAUCAUGACCCUCUUGUUGAUUCAUAUCAUUUUAUGUAUUUUUGUAGAAAUCAGAUCCUUUUUAUACGUAAUUUAUUUCUGUAUUACCAGUACUGAAAUCCACAGGUUUUUGAAUCUUUCGUAGAUACUGAAUAUUUUUCAUUUCUCUUCUGCAGUUCAGUGUUUAAGGUAGUUCUGCAUGUUUGAUGAACUGAAAGUGAUAGCUUAAUGUUGUUUAUCCAGGUAACAUAGAAUAAAGCCUUACUAUCCUUCUGAAGAUAAAUAUGAUAUUAAAAUGUUCAUCUUUAAUCAUGGGCAAUCUCUCAAAAGCAAGCACACUAUACAUUUUGUUCACCUGAUGACAGCCCAUAUGUUAAUUUACAACUGUGGUAGAAAAAAUUAUACUUGUGGAAAGAUCAUCAAAAUUGUGAUUUUCCCAUAGACUCCCAUUAUAAAAACUUGUUUGAGGUCCACUCUUUUUAAAUCAAGUCUAUAAAAAACAAUCAAGUACAUGACCCUAUCUUUUUAAUUGCUGGAUUUUCUAAAUAUAUUCUAAAGUUUUGAAAAAUCAGACUUUAAAAAUAGAUCCAAAUGUGCAUAACUACCUUAAUACUGAUGAAACCAGGCAUGAGUCAUCAAUUAUUUAAGCUGUGUCCAUUUAUCUAGUACUGUAUAUAUCUGUAUCCAAAACAGCUUGAAAAUUGGUAUUUAUUGGCAUUGAGUUUCUGACAUUGUUUAUAACUGGAAAGGACGAGAAACUGCAAAUUGUUAAAUAGGCUUAAACUUAAAUAAUAUGAUACAUGUUUAUAUGUUCCAAGUAAGUCAGAAUGCUUUGCAAAAACAAAGCUGAGUAUAUUUGUGUGGGUAGGAUAUUGUUGUUUUUUUUAUUUAUAGCUCUUGGUUAAAGGAAGCCUUUAAAAACACAUUUAUUUUAUGAGUUAAAUGUUAUUUAAUAAUAAAUAUUAUAUAUACAUGCAUUUGAUUCUGUUAUUUGUUUGUUGUUUUUGUUAGCUCACCUGUCACAAAGUGACAAGGUGAGCUUUUGUGAUCGCGUGGUGUCUGUCGUCCGUCCGUGCGUCUGUCCGUAAAAUUUUGCUUGUGACCACUCUAGAGGUCACAUUUUUCAUGGGAUCUUUAUGAAAGUUGGUCAGAGUGUUCAUCUUGAUGAUGUCUAGGUCAAGUUCGAAACUGGGUCACGUGCCAUCAAAAACUAGGUCAGUAGGUCUAAAAAUAGAAAAACCUUGUGACCUCUCUAGAGGCCAUAUAUUUCACAACAUCUUUAUGAAAAUUGGUCGGAAUGUUCACCUUGAUGAUAUCUAGGUCAAGUUUGAAAGUGGGUCACGUGCCAUCAAAAACUAGGUCAGUAGGUCAAAUAAUAGAAAAACCUUGUGACCUCUCUAGAGGCCAUAUUUUUCAUGGGAUCUGUAUAUAAGUUGGUCUGAAUGUUCAUCUUGAUGAUAUCUAGGUCAAGUUUGAAAGUGGGUCACGUGCCUACAAAAAGUAGGUCAGUAGGUCAAAUAAUGAAAAAACGUUGUGACCUCUCUAGAGGCCAUAUUUUUCAUGGGAUCUGUAUGAAAGUUGGUCUGAAUGUUUAUCUUGAUGAUAUAUAGGUCAAGUUUGAAACUGGGUCAACUGCGAUCAAAAACUAGGUCAGUAGGUCUUAAAAUAGAAAAACCUUGUGACCUCUCUAGAGGCCAUACCCUUGAAUGGAUCUUCAUGAAAAUUGGUCAGAAUGUUCACCUUUAUGAUAUCUAGGUCAAGUUUGAUACUGGGUCACGUGCCUUAAAAAACUAGGUCAGUAGGUCAAAUAAUAAAAAAACCUUGUGACCUCUCUAGAGGCCAAACUUUUCAUGGGAUCUGUAUGAAAGUUGGUCUGAAUGUUCAUCUUGAUGAUGUCUAGGUCAAGUUUGAAACUGGGUCAACUGCGGUCAAAAACUAGGUCAGUAAGUCUAAAAUUAGAAAAACCUUGUGACCUCUCUAGAGGCCAUAUUUUUCAAUGGAUCUUCAUGAAAAUUGAUCUGAAUGUUCACCUUGAUAGUAUCUAGGUCAGUUUUGAAACUGGGUCACGUGCGGUCAAAAACUAGGUCAGUAGGUAUGAAAAUAGAAAAACCUUGUGACCUCUCUAGAGGCCAUAUUUUUCAUGAGAUCUUCAUGAAAAUUAGUGAGAAUGUUCACCUUGAUGAUAUCUAGGUAAAGUUCAAAACAGGGUCACGUACCUUCGAAAACUAGGUCCAUAGGUCAAAUAAUAGAAAAACCUUGUGACCUCUAUAGAGACCGUAUUUUUCAAUGGAUCUUCAUGAAAAUUGGUCAGAAUUUUUAUCUUGAUAAUUUCUAGGUCAAGUUCAAAACUGGGUCACAUGAGCUCAAAAACUAGGUCACUAUGUCAAAUAAUAGAAAAAACGACGUCAUACUCAAAACUGGGUCAUGUGGGAAGAGGUGAGCGAUUCAGGACCAUCAUGGUCCUCUUGUUGUUGAUUUUGGGAUGAGGUAUUAUAUUGCAUACUAUCUGAUUUCUCUUUUGUUAUUUGUUAAUGUUAAUGUCAUAUUUUUACAUGAAAUAAUCAGAAAAUAGACUUUUUCUGUAUAGUUGUUAAAGUAUGUAUGAGAAAUGUCUUGAAUGUUAUUAGUUCACCAAUUAAGGUAAAAGUUAGGAUAUUCUAAAGGCCAUAUUUUAUACGUGAUUAACAUGAACUUUUUUCAGAAUGUUAGUCUCUGAAAUAUGAGUGAUGGGGGCCUACAGAUUUGCUCUUGUCCGUCUGUCCUUCCGUCUGUCUGUCCUUCCGAGAAUGUUGUGUCGCGCCUAGCUCCAAAAGUAUUUGACGUAGAGUCACAAAACUUUACAGGAAUUUUGGUCAGCAUGUGUAGUUGUGCACCUGGGGUUUCCUGUCCGGAUUCAUUCACUCGUGUAGGAGUUAUGGCCCCUGACUUAGUAAAAAAUUGGUCAUUUUAAUGUUAUGUCGCGUGUAGCUCCAAAAGUAUUUGACCUAGAGUCACCAAAGUUUACAGGAAUGUUGGUCAGCAUGUGCAGUUGUGCACCUAGGGUUUUGCGUCCAGAUUCAUUCAGUAUUGUAGGAGUUAUGGCUCCUGACUUAGUUAAAAAUUGGUCAUUUUAAUGUUGUGUUGCGCGUAGCUCCAAAAGUAUUUGACCAAAGUUUACAGGAAUGUUGGCCAGCAUGUGCAGUUGUGCACAUGGGGUUUUGAAUCCAGAUUCAUUCAGUCUUGUAGGAGUUAUGGCCCCUGACUUAGUUAAAAAUUGGUCAUUUUAAUGUUGUGUUGCGCGUAGCUCCAAAAGUAUUUGACCUAGAGUUACCAAAGUUUACAGGAAUGUUGGUCAGCAUGUGCAGUUGUGCACCUGUGGUUUCGCGUCCGGAUUCAUUCAGUCUUGUAGGAGUUAUGGCCCCUGACCUAGGAAAAAAUUGUCAUUUUAAUGUUUUGUCACGCGUAGCUCCGAAAAUAUUUUACCUUCAGUCAUUAUUUCACUACACAAGACCAGACUUCUUGUCCAGACUUACUUAAAAAAAAAAGUUUGUGAAACAUGUAUGUUAAAAUGUACUUGACCUAGAAUCAUAAAACAUUAGAGGAUUGUUUUAUAGCCUAUGAAGUGUUCUCUUUAGGAUUUUACUCGGCCAGAGUUAUGGCCAACUAAGUGAAAAAUACACAUAAGGUUCUUAACAGUUUGUGUUGCAAACAUCUUUAAAAUUGUUUAACCUGAGUCAUUAAACCAUGUUACAGUGGCAGGAGUGGGGCCACCUGUGUCCUAUGGACACACAUCUAGUUUAAAACUGGGUCAUCUGGGGGUCAAAAACUAUGUCACUUGGUCAUUUUAUUAGCUCAGAUAUACGAAAUAUAUGGAGAGCAGUACUGCAACAAUUUCAAUCACAUUUCAAUUCUGUUUUUGAAUAAGAACAGUUGGGCGUUACUAACUUUAUAUAAUUUGCCUUUUAAAGCUGCUUUAGUAACUCACAGUAUUAAAUGGAAUUUGGUGUACAUUGUACUGAUGUUGCUUUCAUUGUGCGGUGUUAUUAUGCUAUGUGGAAUGUAUAAGUUGAUGAUAUAUUGUAGUUCAAAAUUAACAAACUGUUUACACCACCUUGAUUGAGUAAUGUUGAAAAUUUACAAGUGUUUAGGUGAGCAACUGAGGUCCAUGCUGGCCCUCUUAAUACAGUUUAAAAGGUAUUCACUCUCACAGCAUCAUAUUGCAUUUCAGUAUAGAAAGUACAUGAUUUAUUUUUAUUGAAUAAAAAGCAACAAAGAACCCUUAUUCAGUCAUUUUUCAAGUAAAUAAAAAAAAAAUCUGAGGAUGUUUUCCUUUGAAACUUUCAGAGCCCAAUUUUUGUGGCUUAAUUAAAGAAGUGGAGGUUUCAUACUUUGGUGUGUAUUUCUAAGAUUUAUAUCCUAAUUAUAAAUUGAUCAAAAGAUCUAGUCCUCAAUUUGUUUAUAGAUAUGUUUGAAAAUACUCGAAGUACUUUUAUUGUGAUACUCCUGUGUCUGCUUUAUGUUGUUUGUCGUAUGUCAGCAACAGAUUACUGUUAACCCUUACCCUGCUAAAUUUCUAUAAUGAACUUGUCCAUUUGUCAAUUUGGACAGUACCAUUAACCGUUAAAAGAGGUGUUUACCAAAAAGAUACUGACUGAAUGGCGAACAGUGCAAAUCUUGAUCUACACUGGUCGCAAAGGCAGAAUCAAUUGUGUCCAGCAUGAUAAUGGUUAAAUCUCUCUAGAGAUCACAGUUUUUGCCCAAUCUUUAUGAAACAUGGUCAGAAUAUUUCCCACAGUAUAAUUUUGCAUGUGUUUGAAACAAUCAUCUAGGGUCCAAAACUAGGUGAACAGGUUAAAACAUAGAUAAUUUUUGUUAACUUUUUGAGGCCACAUUUUCUACCUGAUCUUCAUAAAACUUUUUUAGAAUUUUGUCUCCAUGAAAUCUAAGUUAACUGCCAAAGGUCAAAAAGUAGAUCUUUAUAUCAAAUCAUAGAAAAGUAAUGUUAACACUGUAGAGGCAAUAUUUUCUACUUGAUUAUCAUAAAUCUUUGUUACAAGUUUUGCAGUUAUGAAGUCUCGGUUCAGUUUAAAACUAAGUUACUGGUACCUGAGUAGGUCUUAAACUGUGUGACAAGGUCAAACUAUAAAAAAACUAUUACAAAUGUAUAACACUUUAGAGGCCACAUUUUCUAAGUGACGGUCGUCAUAAAACUUUGUCAGAAUAUUUGUCUCUUAAAUCUGGGUCAAAUUUGAAACUGAGGUAUCUAAGGUAAAAAAAAAAUAGGUACCUAUGUAACGUAAUAGAAACAAUUUUUUACCACUCUAAACUCUAAUGAUUGCCUCUAUGAAAUCUAGAUGAAGUUGAAACUUGAUCAUCAAAGUUUAGAAAUUGGGUCAUUAAUUCAAAUUAUUAACUUUUUAAAGGCCACAUCUUGUGCUUGAUCUUCAUAAAAAUUCAACCGAAUGUUUGCCACCAUUAAAUCUAUAGGUCAAGUUUGAAAGUGGAUCAUCUAAGUUCAGGAACUAGGUCAUUGGAUCAAAUCUAGAAAACUUGUUAACACUCAAGAGGCCAUAUUUUCUACCUGAUAUCAUGAGUCAAAAUGAUUGUCUGUUUAACCCUUAGCCUGCUAAAUUUCUAGAUGAAUGAUGGGCAAUACCAUUUAUUAUUCAAAGGGGUGUUCACCGAAAAUUUACUGACUGAAUAGCAAACUGUGCAUACCAUGAUCAGCCUGCACGCGGAUGUGCAGGCUGAUCUUGGUCUGCACUGGUGGCAAAGACAAUAUCACUUGCCACUGGCGGGCUAAAGGUUAAAAUUAAGAUAAAGUUGUCGUAGGUCAAAAGUAGUUCUUAGGCCAAAUCAUUUAAAAACUUGGUUAAUGAUCAUCCUGAUUUACAUAAAACAUGGUCAGAAUGUUUGUUUUAUUGGACUCUAUAUCAAAUUAGAUACUAGGUUGUCUUGGGGAAGAACUAGGUCAUGUGAGAAAUACAGUGCCUUCAGAGCCAUCUACUUUAAAUUUUAGCUAGCAUACACGUAAAAGAUUAUAUUGUUGAUGACAAAUCAGAACUUAAUAAUCAAAGUAUACUGUCAUAUAACUUUAUUCAUUGUUGACCUCAUUCUAGUUAUGAACAAGGCAGUCUGAAAGACAGCUAAAUCCCCUGCCACUGCUAUGGAUAGUGAAAGGGUAAACUAUUUAUUUUAGCUGUGACCUUGACCUUGAACUGACAUGGCUGACUCAUGAAUUCUGCACAACGUCUUGAUGAGGUGAUCAUUUGACCCAAGUUUCAUUAAAAUCCUUCAAGGGGUUUUGGAGAUACAGAGCUGAAACCUUUGACCUUAGUUGUGACAUUGACCUUGAGUUGACAUGGCUGACUCAUGAGUUCUUGAUGAGGUGAUCAUUUGACCCAAGUUUGAUGAAAAUCCUUCAAGGGGUUUAGGAGAUACAGAGCGGACACAAAAUGGAAGGCUCAAACCUUCGACCCUUAGUUGUGACCUUGACCUUGAGCUGGCAUGGUUGACUCAUAAUUUCUGCACAUUGUUUUGAUGAGGUAAUCAUUUGACCCAAGUUUUAUAAAAUACCUUCAAGGGGUUUAGGAGAUAUAGAGCGGACACAAAAUGGAAGGCUCAAACCUUUGACCUUCAGUUGUGACCUUGACCUUGAGCCGACAUGGCUAACUCAUAAGUUCUGCGCAUCGCCUUGAUGAGGUGAUCGUUUGACCCAAGUUUGAUGAAAAUCCGUCAAGGGGUUUAGGAGAUAUAGAGCGGACACAAAAUGGAAGGCUCAAACCUUUGACCCUAAGUUGUGACCUUGACCUUGAGCCAGCAUGACUGACUCAUGGGUUCUGCACAUCGUCUUGAUGAGGUGAUCAUUUGACCCAAGUUUUAUAAAAUUCCUUCAAGGGGUUUAGGAGAUACAGAGCGGACACAAAAUGGAAGGCUCAAACAUUUGACCUUGAGUUGUGACCUUGACCUUGAGCCGACAAGGCUGACUCAUGGGUUCUGCACAUCGUCUUGAUGAGAUAAUCAUUUGACCCAAGUUUCAUGAAAAUCCUUUAAGAGGUUUAGGAGAUAUAGAGCGGACACAAAAUGGAAGGCUCAAACCUUUGACCCUAAGUUGUGACCUUGAGUCGGCAUGGCUGACUCGUGGGUUCUGCACAUCGUCUUGAUAAGGUGAUCAUUUGACCCAAGUUUCAUGAAAAUCCUUCAAGGGGUUUAGGAGAUAUAGAGCGGACACAAAAUGGAAGGCUCAAACCUUUGACCCUAAGUUGUGACUUUGACCUUGAGCCGGCAUGGCUGACUCAUGGGUUCUGCACAUCGUCUUGAGGUGAUCAUUUGACCCAAGUUUUAUAAAAUUCCUUCAAGGGGUUCAGGAGAUACAGAGCGGACACAAAAUGGCAGGCUCAAACCUUUGACCUUGAGUUGUGACCUUGACCUUGAGCCGACAAGGCUGACUCAUGGGUUCUGCACAUCGUCUUGAUGAGGUGAUCAUUUGACCCAAGUUUCAUGAAAAUCCUUCAAGGGGUUUAGGAGAUAUGAAGCGGACACGAAAGUGUUACGGACAGACGGAAGGACAGAAGGAAGGACGGACGGAGACCAUUCCUAUAACCCCCCACCACUUGUGGCGGGGGAUUAAAAAUCAAACAAGUGAAACAGAUAAUGAGGUAAGAACUUGACAAAUAGUAGAAAAAAAACAUUGUUCUGAUGCCAAAAUUAAACUGUAUACACUCAUUCAUAUAAAAGCACAACUUUUUUUCUAGAUAUAUCUGACUUCUAAAAAAUGUGGUGAGGUAAUAAAAUAAUCAAAAUUAUAUCAUUGCUCGAUUUAUGAUGUGUUAUUACCAUUAUGUUGUUCAAAAAUUGCAAGAGUACUCUCGGUAGUAUUUUAGCUAUUGACAAAAUAGCAAGUAGAAGGUAAAGUGUUUUAAUCAUUGUAGUUUAUUACACACCUUCGUGUGAACAGAUUUCAUGUUUCAGACAAUUUAGAAGUAUUCUUUAAAAAUGUUUGAUUGUUGGAAUAUAAUAUGUUUUGGCAUUUUUAGCUCACCUGUCACAAAGUGACAAGGUGAGCUUUUGUGAUCGCGUGGCGUCCGUCGUCCGUCCGUCCGUCCGUCCGUCCGUCAGUCCGUAAACUUUUGCUUGUGACCACUCUAGAGGUCACAUUUUUCAUGGGAUCUUUAUGAAAGUUGGUCAGAAUGUUCAUCUUGAUGAUAUCUAGGUCAAGUUCGAAACUGGGUCACGUGCGGUCAAAAACUAGGUCAGUAGAUCUAAAAAUAGAAAAACCUUGUGACCUCUCUAGAGGCCAUAUUUUUCAUGAGAUCUUCAUGAAAAUUGGUCAGAAUGUUCACCUUGAUGAUAUCUAGGUCAAGUUCGAAACUGAUUCACGUGGGGUCAAAAACUAGGUCAGUAGGUCUAAAAAUAGAAAAACCUUGUGACCUCUCUAGAGGCCAUAUUUCUCAAUGGAUCUUCAUGAAAAUUGGUCAGAAUGUUCAUCUUGAUGAUAUCUAGGUCAAGUUCGAAACUGGGUCACGUGGGGUCAAAAACUAGGUCAGUAGAUCUAAAAAUAGAAAAACCUUGUGACCUCUCUAGAGGCUAUUUUUUUCAAGAGAUCUUCAUGAAUAUUGGUCAGAAUGUUCACCUUGAUGAUAUCUAGGUCAAGUUCGAAACUGGGUCACGUGGGGUCAAAAACUAGGUCAGUAGGUCUAAAAAUAGAAAAACCUUGUGACCUCUCUAGAGGCCAUAUUUCUCAAUGGAUCUUCAUGAAAAUUAGUCAGAUUGUUCAUCUUGAUGAUAUCUAGAUCAAGUUCGAAACUGGGUCACGUGGGGUCAAAAACUAGGUCAGUAGAUCUAAAAAUAGAAAAACAUUGUGACCUCUCUAGAGGCCAUAUUUUUCAAGAGAUCUUCAUGAAUAUUGGUCAGAAUGUUAACCUAGAUGAUAUCUAGGUCAAGUUCGAAACUGGGUCACGUGGGGUCAAAAACUAGGUCAGUAGGUCUAAAAAUAGAAAAACCUUGUGACCUCUCUAGAGGCCAUAUUUCUCAAUGGAUCUUCAUAGAAAUUGGUCAGAAUGUUCACCUUGAUGAUCUCUAGCUCAAGUUUGAAACUGGGUCACGUGCGGUCAAAAACUAGGUCAGUAGGUCUGAAAAUAAAAAAAUUUGUGACCUCUCUAGAGGCCAUAUUUUUCGCGGGAUCUUUAUGAAAAUUGGUCAGAAUGUUCACCUUGAUGAUAUCUAGGUCAGGUUCGAAACUGGGUCAUGUGCGGUCAAUAACUAGGUCAGUAGAUCUAAAAAUAGAAAAACCUUGUGACCUCUUUAGAGGCCAUAUUUUUCAAGAGAUCUUCAUGGAAGUAGGUCAGAAUGUUCACCUUGAUGAUAUCUAGAUCAAAUUCGAAACUGGGUCACGUGCGGUCAAAAACUAGGUCAGUAGGUCUAAAAAUAGAAAAACCUUGUGACCUUUCUAGAGGCCAUAUUUCUCAAUGGAUCUUCAUGAAAAUUAAUGAGAAUGUUCAGCUUGAUGAUAUCUAGGUCAAGUUCGUAACUGGGUCAUGUGCGGUCAAAAACUAGGUCAGUAGGUUGAAAAAUAGAAAAACCUUGUGACCUCUCUAGAGGCCAUAUUUUUCACGAGAUCUUCAUGAAAAUCGGUGAGAUUGUUCACCUUGAUGAUAUCUAGGUCAGGUUUAAAAGUGGGUCACGUACCUUCAAAAACUAGGUCAUUAGGUCAAAUAAUAGAAAAACCUUGUGACCUCUCUAGAGGUCAUAUUUUUCAAUGGAGUUCAUGAAAAUUGGUCAGAAUUUUUUAUCUUGAUGAUAUCUAGGUCACAUAUGCUCAAAACCUAGGUCACUAUGACAAAUAAUAGAAAUAACGACUUCAUACUCAGUUCAACACUGGGUCAUGUGGGGAUAGGUGAGCGAUUCAGGACCAUCAUGGUCCUCUUGUUCACAGAUGUACUAGUACAUACCAACGCGUAAUGAAUAUGUAGCAAAUUCUGUUAAAUCAAAAAUGACUUUUAAACAUUCAGUGAUUUAGGUAUUGUAUGCAGGAAAUAUGUGAGGUGUAGAUUUCAAAGAUAUGUUUAUGAGAUUUCCAUUGAUAAAAUUGUCAAAAUAAUAAAUGUUGACUUUC